CGGAGGCGGCGGCGAGGAGCUGUGCUUCCACCUCUCUAGCCCCGGCAGGACGGGGGCGGCCGCCGCGGGCCCGAGGUGGGGACAGCACGCAGCUUCGCCGCGCGCACCCCCGCCCAGCAGCGGCCCGGACACUCGGGGCGAGCGGGAAAGCGGCGGCGGCGGCGGCGGCGGCAGCGGCAGCGGCGGCAGCGGCGGGAGAAGGAUGCAGGGGAAGAAGCCGGGCGGCUCGUCGGGCGGCGGCCGGAGCGGCGAGCUGCAGGGGGACGAGGCUGAGAGGAACAAGAAGAAGAAAAAGAAGGUGUCCUGCUUCUCCAACAUCAAAAUCUUCCUGGUGUCUGAGUGCGCCCUGAUGCUGGCGCAGGGCACGGUGGGCGCCUACCUGGUGAGCGUGCUGACCACCCUGGAGCGGAGGUUCAACCUGCAGAGUGCCGACGUGGGCGUGAUUGCCAGCAGCUUCGAGAUCGGGAACCUGGCGCUCAUCCUCUUCGUGAGCUACUUCGGGGCUCGUGGGCACCGGCCGCGCCUCAUCGGCUGUGGGGGCAUCGUCAUGGCCCUGGGCGCGCUGCUGUCCGCCCUGCCUGAGUUCCUGACCCACCAGUACAAGUACGAAGCCGGCGAGAUCCGUUGGGGCGCCGAGGGCCGUGACGUCUGUGCUGCCAACGGCUCAGACGGCGACCAGGGUCCUGACCCUGACCUCAUCUGCCGCAGCCGGACUGCCACCAACAUGAUGUACCUGCUGCUGAUUGGGGCCCAGGUGCUCCUGGGCAUCGGUGCUACCCCCGUGCAGCCCCUGGGCGUCUCCUACAUCGAUGACCACGUGCGGAGGAAGGACUCCUCGCUCUACAUAGGAAUCCUGUUCACGAUGCUGGUAUUUGGACCAGCCUGUGGAUUUAUCCUGGGCUCCUUCUGUACCAAAAUCUAUGUGGAUGCUGUCUUCAUUGAUACAAGUAACCUGGACAUCACUCCGGACGACCCCCGCUGGAUCGGAGCCUGGUGGGGCGGCUUCCUGCUCUGCGGUGCCUUACUCUUCUUCUCCUCCCUCUUGAUGUUCGGGUUCCCACAGUCUCUGCCCCCGCAUGCAGACCCCGCCCUGGAGAGCGAGCAGGCCAUGCUCCCCGAGAGGGAGUACGAGAGGCCCAAGCCCAGCAACGGGGUCCUGCGGCACCCCCUGGAGCCAGACAGCAGCGCCUCCUGCUGCCAGCAGCUGAGAGUCAUCCCCAAGGUCACCAGGCACCUGCUCUCCAAUCCUGUGUUCACCUGCAUCAUCCUGGCUGCCUGCAUGGAGAUCGCCGUGGUGGCUGGCUUCGCCGCCUUCCUGGGGAAGUACCUGGAGCAGCAGUUUAACCUCACCACCUCUUCUGCCAACCAGCUACUUGGGAUGACCGCGAUCCCCUGUGCCUGUCUGGGCAUCUUCCUGGGCGGCCUCCUGGUGAAGAAGCUCAGCCUGUCCGCGCUGGGGGCCAUCCGGAUGGCCAUGCUCGUCAACCUGGUGUCCACAGCCUGCUACGUCUCCUUUCUGUUCCUGGGCUGUGACACGGGCCCCGUGGCUGGGGUGACCGUUCCCUAUGGAAACACCUCAGCGCCUGGCUCGGCCCUGGACCCUUACUCACCCUGCAAUAAAAACUGUGAGUGCCAGACCGACUCCUUCACGCCUGUGUGUGGAGCGGACGGCGUCACCUACCUGUCCGCCUGCUUUGCUGGCUGCAACAGCACGAAUCUCACCGGCUGUGCGUGCCUCACAACUGGGCCACCCGAGAACGCGACCGUGGUUCCCGGAAAAUGCCCCAGCCCCGGGUGCCAAGAGGCCUUCCUCACCUUCCUGUGCGUGAUGUGUGUCUGCAGCAUGAUCGGGGCGAUGGCGCAGACGCCCUCGGUCAUCAUCCUCAUCAGGACAGUCAGCCCUGAACUCAAGUCUUACGCCCUGGGAGUUCUUUUUCUGCUCCUUCGUUUGUUAGGCUUCAUCCCUCCCCCGCUCAUCUUCGGGGCCGGCAUCGACUCCACCUGCCUGUUCUGGAGCACGUUCUGCGGGGAGCAGGGCGCCUGCGUCCUGUACGACAACGUGGCCUACCGGUACCUGUACGUCAGCAUCGCCAUCGCCCUCAAGUCCUUCGCCUUCAUCCUCUACACCACCACGUGGCAGUGCCUGCGGAAAAACUAUAAACGAUACAUCAAAAACCACGAGGGCGGGCUGAGCACCAGUGAGUUCUUUGCCUCUACUCUGACCCUAGACAAUCCGGGGAGGGACCCUGUGCCCGCAAACCAGACGCAUAGGACAAAGUUUAUCUAUAACCUUGAAGACCACGAGUGGUGCGAAAACAUGGAGUCUGUUUUAUAGUGACUCAAGGGGGGCUGGACUCUGCCGAGCAAGCAAAGGGUCAUUUUUCCUACAAAAAGAAAAAAGGCUUCCAAAAAACAGCUCAGUGUACACACACACACACACACGCGCACGCACACACGCACACACACACCCUACCACCACCUUUGUCCUUUUUCUCCAAAUCAGAGCCAGACGGGACUCAGAAUGAGAGCGGGGACCAUGUGUCUGACGUGUGACCUGCCGGGGCUCAGGGCCUGCUCUUUGAUGCCACCGCGUGGUGUCUCAGGACGCUGACAGCUGCAAGCAACAGGCACUGCCAAAUUCAGGGAACAGUGGUGGCCAGCUCGGAGGACACACCUCUGCAGAUACACACAGCAUACAAAACAAAACACUUUUCAGAGCA
Pteronotus mesoamericanus is the source of this 2720-nucleotide messenger RNA. RefSeq names its product solute carrier organic anion transporter family member 3A1 (gene SLCO3A1). NCBI's taxonomy places the organism in Eukaryota, Metazoa, Chordata, Mammalia, Chiroptera, Mormoopidae. Gene Ontology annotation, biological process: transmembrane transport; sodium-independent organic anion transport; prostaglandin transport. The transcript is spliced from 10 exons. The record is from RefSeq and is a predicted model, not a curated record. Bases 203 to 2335 code for a protein of 710 amino acids. Gene Ontology annotation, molecular function: protein binding. Gene Ontology annotation, cellular component: plasma membrane.